This is a messenger RNA of Diuraphis noxia (Russian wheat aphid), 454 nucleotides long. RefSeq names its product ejaculatory bulb-specific protein 3-like. The record is from RefSeq and is a predicted model, not a curated record. NCBI's taxonomy places the organism in Eukaryota, Metazoa, Arthropoda, Insecta, Hemiptera, Aphididae.
UGUUCCAUAUAAAGUUACAAUUCAUUUCUGAACGCCAUAAGAGGUUUAUUCGCUUUUGAGUACAACACACYAAGUCGUACCUAACAUAUCAAAAUGAACAAAUUCCUGUUGGCAGUUGCUUUUUGCAUCGCUACCACGAUGACCGUGGUCCAGACAGCACCAGCUAAAUAUACUACUAAAUACGACAACGUUAAUAUCGACGACAUCCUGAACAACGACCGCUUGGUCAGCAGCUACUUCAAGUGUCUGAUGGAAACAGGAAAAUGUACACCAGAAGGCGAAGAAAUUAAACACGUGGGAGUUAARGUUCUGAAUGCAGCAUUUUCUAAUACAUUUCAAUAUAUGCCUCCUGAAUUAAUGGGCACUAUAGCGGAAAUGCAUGGGGCGAUCAACCAGGCAUACCAGAAAGAAGCCGACGAAUUAACGCAAAAUAAUUAAAUUAAUUUGAUUUGUC